This is a messenger RNA of Prosopis cineraria, 908 nucleotides long. RefSeq lists its product as uncharacterized. Lineage: Eukaryota; Viridiplantae; Streptophyta; Magnoliopsida; Fabales; Fabaceae. The record is from RefSeq and is a predicted model, not a curated record. The transcript has 2 exons. The coding region runs from base 79 to 600 and encodes 173 amino acids.
GUCCCGACUAGAAUUUAUUGGACCUUUAUUUGUCUGUUUUGUUUAAAUUUCAAUUUCAAUAUGCUGCUUUGAUGUCUCAUGGCAUGCUUAGACAUGUAUAACAACUCAGAGAACAACGGUCAUCCCUGCACGCCAAUGAGCCCAAGAAUCUCCUUCUCGAGCGAUUUUGUGGAUGUUCAGCAAGCUCUUAAGCAAGAAAGACUCUCUAGAGACGCUCCGGCAUCCUCAGACUUCGAGUUUUCUGUCACAAACUAUUCCAUGAUGAGCGCCGACGAGCUUUUCUGUAAAGGCAGGAUGCUGCCCUUCAAGGAUGACCGCAACAACCAGAUGCAGAGGACCACCACUACUCUCAGGGAGGAGCUCCUUCACGAUGAUGAAUACGAAGAUUCGUCGCAGAGGCCACCUAAGGGAUCAUCCUCGAGAAGGAAGGGAUUUAUGGGUCUUAGAAAAAGUCAUUUUGGCUCCAAGAAAGCUGAUAAAAGUGAAGGUUCUUCGGACAUAGGAGUUGAAGGAAGAAGGUCUCGAUUAGUGAAUGAAUCUGGUCGAGUUAAUAUGACUUCCCAGCAGGAUUUGUUGAAUGAUGGAAGCUCGAGUUCCUGAUAUGAUAGAAGCGUGGUUGAAGGUGUUUCUUAGAGGGAUGGACCAAAUUUUUAGUUUUUCUUUUUCUUUCUUCGGUUGCAAGUGAGUAUUCACAGGAAGGGAAAAAGUGAAGGUCAUUUCUUUAUUUCGUUCUCUGGUAUUUUUUCCCCCGCUAGCGGGUUGAGACAAAUUGAGCCGACGAUUUGUGUUAGGAUUUUGCUUUCAACUUCGAUUCAUCUUUGCUGAAUUCGUCCUAGGAGUUGGAUUUUGGCUGUUUGUUGUACAAAUUAUUUUGCAGUUGAAGGUACUUCAUUCUGGUGACGAUAAAA